Thelazia callipaeda (thelaziosis nematode) is the source of this 231-nucleotide messenger RNA. Lineage: Eukaryota; Metazoa; Nematoda; Chromadorea; Rhabditida; Thelaziidae. The record is from the annotation of a GenBank genome assembly.
AUGGUACUGAUGUGUCUCGCCCUAAGUGUCUUUUCAACGAUGCCCGAUUUCGAAGAACAUGCAACUUUAAUUCUAUAUUAUAUUGAAAUUGUGUUUGUUUUCUGGUUAGCAUUGGAAUAUAUAUUUCGAAUUUGGUCAGCAGGUUGCAGGUCACGGUAUCGUGGUAUAUCAGGUCGGAUCCGUUUCGCUACCUCGGCUUAUUGUAUUAUUGGUUUGUGUUUACUGCAAUAA